Molecule: messenger RNA, 2697 nt
Organism: Sinocyclocheilus grahami
Lineage: Eukaryota; Metazoa; Chordata; Actinopteri; Cypriniformes; Cyprinidae
Gene: stim1b
Product: stromal interaction molecule 1b
Exons: 14
Coding region: 477-2501 (674 amino acids)
Biological process (GO): activation of store-operated calcium channel activity; intracellular calcium ion homeostasis; store-operated calcium entry
Cellular component (GO): plasma membrane; endoplasmic reticulum
Molecular function (GO): calcium ion binding; protein binding; calcium channel regulator activity
Source: RefSeq, a predicted model, not a curated record
GACACCCUCCAACACCGAGGGGUUUUGGAUAACUCAGAAAAGAGGACUUUAAAACCAUGUAGGCCUAAUGAGCCUCGAAAUUCAAUUGAUAAAUCCGGGACAUACUUUUGUGUCAUACAUUUGGAAAACAACUCUUUUUCAUUUUGGACGUUUUGUUCGAAACGCGUAUGAACACCAGUGAUGGACACAUAUUUUUGACAAUGUUUUAUGUUCUUGACAUGGGCGGGUUAUUGCGCAGACUAUGGGGGAUGUGGGGAAUGCAUGUCGAACAUCUUUGAAGUAUUGUUUCAAAUUGUUGGACCAUUAAAAUGACAACAUUUUUGCAGCGGAGUUAAAACAACAUCCCGCUGAUUAGAAUAACAUCCUACAGCUAUCGGUUGCCUAAUGGACCUCAGUCCGAUCAAAUGCAAGUGUUACGUCUGAUUUGUCAAGAGCGACUCCAGCAAUUUGCAACCUUCGGAUUUUAACAGUUUAGCAUGGAUCUUUUGAGAUUUGCCAGACAUUGUAUGUACAUUGCAUGGCUUGGCUUCUUAUGGAGGAGUGCAGCAGAUCAGCCCAGCCUGACAGACCACCUGCAGUCUGCCAAUGGACUAUCUGAACUCUGUGGUAUCGAUGAGCUUCUUUGUCAUGAUGAAAAUGCUCUGUUAAGUUUCGAGGCCAUCCGCAACAUUCACAAAGACAUGGAUGAUGAUGCAGACGGCAGCGUGGAUGUGACAGAGACGGAUGGGUUUCUAAGGGAAGACUUGAAGUACCAUGACCCAAAAGGAAAACACAACAGCUUCCAUAGAGCAGAUCUGUUGAUCACAGUGGAGGAAAUGUGGAAGUCCUGGAAGGCCUCUGAAGUGUAUAACUGGACAGUAGAGAAAGCUGAAGAGUGGCUCAUCAGUUGUGUGGAGUUACCUCAGUAUGUUGAUUCCUUCAGGAAGAAUGACAUCAGUGGAAAAGCUCUUCCCAGACUUGCAGUGAAAAAUGCCACCCUGCUUCUGUCCGUGCUGAAGAUACCAGACCGCAGUCAUGCACAGAAACUACAUCUGAAGGCUCUGGACACAGUGCUUUUUGGACCUCCAAUGAGCAAACACAGUCACUUGAAGGACUUGAUGCUGGUGGUGUCUAUCGUUAUCGCUGUGGGGGGCUGCUGGUUCGCCUACAUGCAGAACCGGAAUUCUAAGGACCAUGUUAGCAAGAUGAUGAAGGACCUCGAAGGGCUUCAGAGAGCUGAGCAGAGCCUACUGGACCUGCAGCAGAAGCUGCAGAUUGCACAGGAAGAGCAUCACAUGGUGGAGGAGGAGAAGGUCAACCUGGAGCGGGAGAUGCGAAGCGAGAUUGAUGCAGCCAAGCAGGAGGCACAAAGACUACGAGAACUGCGUGAGGGAACUGAGAACAAGUUGAGCAGACAGAAAUAUGCAGAGCAGGAGCUGGAACAGGUGCGAAUGGCUCUGAAGAAGGCUGAGAGGGAGCUGGAGUUGAGGAGUGGCUGGGCUCCUCCUGAAGCUCUGCAGAAAUGGCUGCAGCUCACACACGAGGUGGAAGUGCAGUACUACAACAUUAAGAAACAGCAAGCAGAAAGACAGCUCAUAGUGGCUAAAGAAGGGGCAGAAAAAAUCAAGAAGAAGAGAGGAACACUCUUUGGGACGUUCCACGUGGCCCACAGCUCUUCACUGGACGAUGUUGAUCACAAAAUCCUCUCAGCCAAACAGGCUCUGGGAGAAGUGACCGCAGCUCUAAGAGAAAAGCUUCAUCGAUGGCAGCAAAUUGAGAUUCUGACGGGGUUUAAUAUUGUUAAUAACCCUGGCAUGUCAUCUCUGGCCUCUGCCCUCAACCUGGACCCUGCUUUCCUGGGCAUACGCCCCGCUGUACCCCAACACCUACUGCUAUCCGAUGACCUAGACGACAUGGACGAGGACAUACUUUCCCCAGGAACCCUACAAUAUGCCGCCUGGCAGAUGGAUCGGCGAGUGAGCGACCUUUGGCCCGUGGCUUCCGAGAGCCAAUCCCUGUGGAAACCAAUCCCUUCUGCUCCUAGCCUAAUGUCCCUGCGGCCACGACACGGAGACCCCACGUUGAACCUGAGCUCACAGAGGGAUCUGAACCGGUCCGAAUCGGAUUCCUCCCUCUCGGUGUCUCAGUACGGAGACGCCCAGCGCUGCACCUCAACUCCACUCUACAAUAAGCUGUCCAGAUCCAACAGUGGUUCCUCCACCAACAGCCCUCUGCUGCAGAAAAAGACCUUUGGCAUGGAGAAGUGUGCCAGUCUCGGAGAGAUCCACUCUCAGCCGUCUAGCCUCAACUCAGUCGACUCGAUGCGCUCUCUCAUCUACACCUCCGAGCAGGACGGCCCAUCAUCGCCUACAGGAAAGGGUGGUAACCGAAUCUCUCAGAUCACAGGCAAGAAGAUCCUGGUGGACGAGGACAGCGGCUCCACAGGAGACGACACUGAAGGCUUCAGCACGGGCCGCAAGAAGCACACCUUUACCAAACUCUUCAAGAGGCCGAAGAAAUAACAGCAGUAUGGGGAAAUGGCAAACAUAACAGGACUAAGACUAGCACAAUGGUACUUUUUAACCUUGAAGAGUUUUAGUAAGAACAUGUAAUUUAUGUGGAAUUUUUGAUUUAUAUCGUAAUUGUGUUGACCAAUGGGAACAGAAACAGUCAUUUGUUGGGAACAGGUAUGAUAUCACUGUACAUUUAUUUAUUACU